This is a messenger RNA of Merops nubicus (carmine bee-eater), 684 nucleotides long. It is a transcript of the gene YJU2, whose product is annotated as coiled-coil domain containing 94. Gene Ontology annotation, biological process: mRNA splicing, via spliceosome. The transcript has 5 exons. The annotation marks the transcript as partial. Gene Ontology annotation, cellular component: U2-type catalytic step 1 spliceosome. Lineage: Eukaryota; Metazoa; Chordata; Aves; Coraciiformes; Meropidae. The record is from RefSeq and is a predicted model, not a curated record.
AAAUACUACCCGCCGGACUUCGACCCGGCCAAGAUCCCGAAGCUCAAGCUCCCGAAGGACCGGCAGUAUGUGGUGCGGCUCAUGGCUCCCUUCAACAUGCGCUGCAAGACCUGUGGUGAAUACAUCUACAAGGGGAAGAAGUUCAAUGCCCGGAAGGAGACGGUUCAGAACGAGGUGUACCUGGGGCUCCCCAUCUUCCGCUUCUACAUCAAGUGCACACGCUGCCUGGCAGAGAUCACCUUCAAGACAGACCCUGAGAACACAGACUACACCAUGGAGCACGGCGCCACGCGCAACUUCCAGGCUGAGAAGCUCCUGGAGGAAGAGGAGAAAAGAAUGCAGAAGGAGAGGGAAGAGGAAGAACUCAACAACCCCAUGAAGGUCCUGGAAAACCGAACCAAGGACUCCAAGCUGGAGAUGGAGGUUCUGGAGAACCUGCAAGAGCUGAAGGAACUCAACCAGCGCCAGGCAAACGUGGACUUUGAGGCCAUGCUGAAGCAGUACAAGGAGUACGAGGAGGAGCAGAAGCGCAAGGAGCAAGAGGAGGAUGAGCAGGAGAUGAAAGCCAUGCUGGAGCAGGCCCAGAACCGGCGCCUGCUGCUGGACUCCGACUCUGACGAGGAGCCACCGAGAGCCCACCCGAAACCCACAGCCCAGGCAAGACCCACAGACAUCCUGAGAGAG